AUGUCUACGAGGAAAGUCCGAGUCAAGAAGUUGAGCGUCAAGACGCUGCUUCCGGUACUCAGAGAAGAUGAUAUCGAUCCUAGCGAAUACGAAUCUUUGACCACCGAGUCUCAAAUCGCGACCGGUGUCGAGGCCGCUGAAGAAACUGAAUACCAUCUUCAGUCCAUUCUUAAGGAGGCAGGCACUAGCAAUGAUCAGGAAAUUCCUGUACCGCCUCCUCAGGAGAGUCAGAUCAACUAUGAUCAACUCUACCCCAGUCACUUCCGCCAACCUACCUCAUAUAUUCGCUUUUCACAAACCGUCGAAGAAUGCAUAGGCGUUUCCUAUGACAUGACAACUGAGGACGACGAAUUUUUGAAGCAGUACAACUCAACAAAGAAAACUGUUGCCUCACAGCUGUCCGAAGAUGACUUUGAGCGCAUCAUGGAGGUGUUCGAGGAAAUUGCCUCAGAACAAACUCCUUUCGCAUCAAUAGACAACACGGUGGUUGCCUAUGAUGUUAUGGUCCCUUCGCUCAGCCAGCUCGGUAGUCAGAAACUGACGGCGCAUGCCAAGCACGUGUAUGAACACUGGAGGUCGCGCCGGCAAGCAAUCGGUAACAAGCCUCUGCAUCCGAGUGUCAAAUUCGAGACGCACCAAGAGAGUGACGAGGCCGAUCCUUAUGUCUGCUUCAGGCGGCGCGAGGCCAGGCAAACCCGCAAGACAAGGCAGAGGGAUGUCCAGAGCGCCGAGAAACUCAAACGACUUCGCAGAGAGCUCGAGGAUGGACGGCAACUCAUCAUCCACUCGUAUGAGCGAGAGAUGUUGAAACGCGAAGCCUUGAAUUUGGACCGCUUAAUCUUUGAGCAGCGGGCUAAGCUGAAGGAGAUGAAGGUCAAGCUUGGUAUCAAAACCGAGGACGAAGACCUCAUCAACCAAAAGCCUCAGAAAAAGAAGCCAGUGGAGGCACCUGCACUGCAGAGACCGCCCGGCAACCACCUCCGUAUUGCUGUACGGCCCGAUGGGCGUUCCAUGGAAGCAGAUCUGUUGCAGCUGGCAGACAAGCUUGCAGAGAAGGAGAACGAACUGCGUGCGGACGUUGAGAAUAAGAUUCACAACCACCGCAAGUGGAACCAGAACCACGUGGAUGUCACCCGAGAUCCCUUAUCCCCAGUCAAGGAGCAGGGCAUGGAAGUGAACUUCAGGCCCGCCAAGACCCAAUAUCUUAUGACUCCUCCUGCGUCUACAUCGUCUGAGUCGGACGCCAUGGAUAUCGACGAUGAAGAGCCUUUCGCAGAGAAGAGCAAUAUGUCGGUAUUCCAGUUCACUGCAGGUGGCGCAGGCGGCAAAGAGCAGCCACCAAACAGUCAACCAGCAUUCCGCCGUCGUAUUGGACGGUUGAAUAGACUGUGGAUAGAUCGUCGGGGUAUGACAACACCGCCGAGAAUCGAAGGCGAGGAGUACUCGGACCGGUGGAAGUAUGACCAGGACGACGAGGACGAGACACCGGUGUAUGACCUGGAUCCGUAUGACACCCGGGCGUUGAAGUUCCGCGCAACGAUCCCGUUGUCGCAGUAUGUGUAUCCGAGGCGGCAAAUACCACAAGAGGGUUUGGUGAACGGCCAGGUGCCCCCGCAAGCCGCAGGAGUUGCCGGCAGCAGGCCGGCGCUACCGCAGCCUCCGGUUCCGCAGCCGCAACAGUCGCAGCAACCGCCGCAGCCACCAGCGCCACCCCAGGUGCCACCAGCUACUCCAGCCAAGGCUGCCGUUUCGUGA
Messenger RNA from Colletotrichum karsti, 1755 nucleotides. RefSeq lists its product as uncharacterized. Gene Ontology annotation, biological process: regulation of transcription by RNA polymerase II. The transcript has 3 exons. Bases 1 to 1755 code for a protein of 584 amino acids. Gene Ontology annotation, cellular component: piccolo histone acetyltransferase complex. The record is from RefSeq and is a predicted model, not a curated record. NCBI's taxonomy places the organism in Eukaryota, Fungi, Ascomycota, Sordariomycetes, Glomerellales, Glomerellaceae.